CCCUCUCUCCCCUUAACCUUUCCACAUUUCUCUCCUACUCCUUGUCUCCAAGGCCUCCCUACGUUGUGACCCUACUCCCCAUGCCAGAUCUGCCACUUGGAUCCUUUUUCAUAUUCCUUUCAUAUUCCCAUGGGCUUCAUUUCUGCUUUUUCUUGUCUUCCUCAAGCAUGCUCCAUGAUGGUCUCAUUCAUUCACUAAAUAAAUGUCUGUGGAGUGUGCCAGGGUGUGCUGGGGAUACUACAAGGAACAUUCCGUUGAGGUGGUGACAAAGGAAGAAGACAUCCAGCAAGGGGGAAAAUGAUCCUAUCACAUAAGACAGUAUGCAUCUUAAGAUCCUGAGGAAAAGGCGCAAAAUGUUCAAGUAAUGUUUCAAAAUAAUUUGUGAGGGUGUGUCGGGGAAAUCAUGCCGUCAUCAGGACACCGGCUCCGCGAUGUCGAACACCAUCCCCUCCUGACUGAAAAUGACAAUUAUGACUCUUCGUCCUCCUCUUCUUCCGAGGCCGAUGUGGCAGACAGAGUCUGGUUCAUCCGUGACGGCUGCGGCAUGAUCUGUGCCAUCAUGACGUGGCUUCUGGUUGUCUAUGCAGACUUUGUGGUGACGUUUGUCAUGCUGCUGCCUUCCAAAGACUUCUGGUACUCCGUGGUCAACGGAGUCAUUUUUAACUGCCUAGCGGUGCUCGCCCUGUCUUCUCACCUGAGAACCAUGCUCACCGACCCCGGGGCGGUACCCAAAGGAAAUGCCACUAAGGAAUACAUGGAGAGUUUGCAGCUAAAGCCGGGAGAAGUGAUCUACAAGUGCCCAAAGUGCUGCUGUAUCAAGCCCGAGCGUGCCCACCACUGCAGUAUUUGCAAAAGAUGUAUUCGGAAAAUGGAUCAUCACUGCCCGUGGGUGAAUAAUUGUGUUGGAGAAAAGAAUCAGAGAUUUUUUGUGCUCUUCACUAUGUACAUAGCUCUGUCUUCAGUCCACGCUCUGAUUCUCUGUGGACUUCAGUUCAUUUCCUGUGUCCGAGGGCAGUGGACUGAAUGCAGUGAUUUUUCACCUCCAAUCACUGUCAUCCUGUUGAUCUUCCUGUGCCUUGAGGGUCUCCUGUUUUUCACUUUCACUGCAGUUAUGUUUGGCACCCAGAUCCACUCAAUAUGCAAUGAUGAAACGGAGAUAGAGAGACUGAAAAGUGAGAAGCCCACCUGGGAGCGGAGGCUACGAUGGGAAGGGAUGAAGUCUGUCUUUGGGGGGCCCCCCUCACUCCUCUGGAUGAAUCCCUUCGUUGGCUUCCGAUUUAGGCGACUACAAACGAGACCCAGGAAAGGAAGCCCAGAGUUCUCUGUUUGAGGUCCCUCUCAUCACGCCAGAACUGGUUAACCAACUUGAUUUAUCCGGGGUCUGAAAGGGUAUCGACAGCUCAUCUGUGACCAAGGGCAAAUGGAACCGACACAAACCAGUUGCUUGCAGCAAGCAGAGUUUUAUAUAUUUAGUCACAGACUGCAGAUUUUCCAAACGAGUAACUGGAUGCUGCUCUCAUCAGUUUUCACCUGUACAACUAACGAAAGGGAUGUGGCCACACGAAGAAGCCAAAUGUCAUUCUCUUCCUGCACAGUUAGGAUUUUUGUUAAGAGUACUUUCAUUUUCUAAGAAGCUGUGUGGGAUACUACAUAGGUUAUGGAAAUCCUGUGUACUGAGCUGCUUUUUUCAAUCAUGAAGAAAAAAAGUCAAUCCAGUGAACAAGAAUUCUCCGACGAGCGCUUUCGGGAGUUCCUGUCGGCCCCGUGCAGCAGAGCUCUCCCUCGGUGGGCAGGGGCGUUUACAUAGAAGUCAGCGUUGGUCUCCAUUAGCUCUGACACUUUGCACUGAAUUGGCAAAAGAUCUGUGCACUGAUGAACGGUGAAGGUGGCUUCAGGUACACUUCCACUGCCCGGAAGAGGCAUUCUCUGACCCUGCAGCAAGUCUGCGCGUCUGCGCGUCUGCGUCUGUGUCUGUGCCUGUGUGUGUGUGUGUGUGUGCGUGUGUGCGUGCGUGUGCGCAUGUGUGCGCGCGCGCGCGUGUUUUAAAAUUGACAGUGUUGUGUAGGCGAUGUAACAUUUAACGGUUGUGUGCAGCAAACCAGCUAUUUUUUAGAAACCGACGUUUCAGGGAAGCGGGGAGAGCGGCCCCGGGACCCUCCUCCCGUGGGCCUCACUCUGAAUGUAUUGCAACCUGGAGAAUAUCUUGAUCCAAAGAACAAUCAUUCCUGUGCGGUCCUCUGUUGCCCUCCCGUUUUCAUUUUAUCUUCAAAUUCUUCAGUGCGUGGGGGACUUGGAACCGACUUUUUUGUUCCGGCCGAAUUGGCGGUGUGUGAACGGCACCUCAGCGAGAGAAGAGCAGAGUCGUGCGGCGGCCGUCACCUCGUGCACCUGGUCACUCGUGCAGCUUGGUGGGUGUGAAGAAGGAGGGGCAGACAUAGCAGCAAUGAAACAGAGAGACAAGUGUUGGCCUUUGGGCGUCACUGAGAAGGUGAGGGGACUGCAAGGCAAUGAGCCCUGGAUUCUGUGUCCAGAGAAUAUUCAGGAUGGCAACAUCUCGUUUGAUUUUUCUUUUUUUGGGGGGGGUGUCAUUUAUGUUUCUCUACCCAUGUCACAAGUGAUAAAAUAAGACCAUUGGUGCAGAGCUUCAGAUUAUGUCAGAAAGCAAACAGCUCCCCUCCUUGGGGACUCGCCUUAAACCUGCCUGGUCUGUCCAUGUUGUGCGGGACUCACAAGGAAGCCAUCUGUGACAGUCCGAGGGUCUCCUCUAAGCCUGCCUCCCACGCUGAGAACUGUUGAUGUUUCUCUCCUGGUCUUCACUCCUUUCUGUUCAUCUGUGAACCGUUUUGUUUUUGUUUUUAAUUAAUUUGUACCCUAUCCUAAUCAGGGCUUCUACCACUGCUGAUGCAAAACCACAAAGGGACCUACUUGAGACACAAUCAUAGCCAAGUGAACAAAGCUAUAUAGGGUGUUUUUUGAAAUGGACUAAGUCACUGCAGAAAUGUGUGAGCUAUUAGGGGAUGGACUGCGUCACAGCCAGAGGGACAAAACACGUGUAGUGGGUGAUCCAGGAGACUGUUUCCAGAGAUUGUCUUGCAUAUUCAUUUGCACAUUUGUUGUCUGGGUUGGACAUGUGUACUGGGCUUCAAUGUGAGGCUUUUAAUAUGUAUAUCCUGUUUAUCAAUUAAAAAAAAUUAUCGAAGUGGUUGAAUCCUGUGAGACUUGGCAAGUAUGUACAAAUCAAGUAUACUUGACUUUUCAACCUCUUCUUUCAAUGUAACUUUUAUAUGAAAUAAACUCAUCAAUUGACGGUUCUCAAUUUA
Messenger RNA from Pteropus alecto (black flying fox), 3320 nucleotides. RefSeq names its product zinc finger DHHC-type containing 7 (gene ZDHHC7). Gene Ontology annotation, biological process: peptidyl-L-cysteine S-palmitoylation; protein targeting to membrane. Gene Ontology annotation, cellular component: endoplasmic reticulum; Golgi apparatus. The record is from RefSeq and is a predicted model, not a curated record. Bases 404 to 1330 code for a protein of 308 amino acids. NCBI's taxonomy places the organism in Eukaryota, Metazoa, Chordata, Mammalia, Chiroptera, Pteropodidae. Gene Ontology annotation, molecular function: protein-cysteine S-palmitoyltransferase activity. The transcript has 8 exons.